AUGGCAUCUCGAGGAGGCGGCGCUAAAAAAGAAUUGGAUCCAGAGGAGCAAAUGCGGCGUAAAUUCCGUGCGAAAUGCUUAUUUCGUGCUCUGGGUCGUCUAGUUAUGUCAAACACGUACUGGCUAAUAGAAGCAGUAGACCACUACGAAGGCGUGGAAGAUGAUAAAGCACUCUUAAACAAACCAGCUCAAGAGAGAACAGAAUCAGAGAAAAAAUAUAUCUAUCGUAUAAUCGGCGGACUGAAAUGUUUCAAACGUUAUCCUAAUGUCGCUAGACGUGAGGGUUGUAUUGUGGCAAAGAUGAAAAGCUACGAACCAAAUGAGACCCUUCUCGGAGACGGCGUGGGCGUGGCGAAUUUCGUCUACUUCAUUCUGUCGGGUCGUUGUCAGAUGAUUGAGUCCAUUCAAGUAGUCGUCACUACCCACUUGGGGAAGAAUUAUUACGCACUUUACGAUCCUUACGUGCCUCCUAAAGAAAGCGAACAAGAUUUCGAUGCCAAAUAUUUUGGUGCGUAUAAAAAUUUAAACAAAAAUUCCGAAGGCACAGUGCGUGAAAGCACCGAUAAGGAAUCUACUAAAACAGACGAAAUACCCUCAUUACCAAAACUAUCUGGUAGUCUCAAACAGAAAAAGUCAGUCAGUAUCAGAGAUCUUGAUAGCAUCCCAGAAAAUAUAAACGAAGUUAAACGUAAGAGCGAUAGUCUUACAAGCGACCUAACAAUGGCCGAGAAAUCAGAGGUAUGUCAGAUGAAUCCGGGAUACAGCUUUGGAUUUGGAGAGGACAUGCGCGAUAGGCGUAUCGUAGCUCUCACUAAUGUAGAUUGUAUGUUGAUGCCGAAAAUAUGGUUACUGCAGAGAAACACAGCGAACAUCUGGACUCGAAUACAGCAUUAUCUGGAAAAGAAGAUACCAACGAAGAAACAGCUAUUUAAAGAGUUCGUGUCACAACGACGCUGGCAGGAAUUCCGCGAACAAAUGGUUACAGAUGUCGUCUCACGCUCUAAUGCUGUCAACUGGACUUCUGUGCACGAUGUGCCUUAUUCCAUCAGGAUGGAAGAAAUGCUAGACAUAUGAAGAAAACAAAAAUAUUGCAAUAAUUGUUUUGACCUAAUGUUAUUAUUAUUAUUUAUCUAUAUUAAAAAUAAAAUCAUUAAAUAAAAUAAAGAAAAAUCUGAUUGCUUGUUU
Molecule: messenger RNA, 1185 nt
Organism: Diatraea saccharalis (sugarcane borer)
Lineage: Eukaryota; Metazoa; Arthropoda; Insecta; Lepidoptera; Crambidae
Source: the annotation of a GenBank genome assembly